Molecule: messenger RNA, 1320 nt
Organism: Morchella sextelata
Lineage: Eukaryota; Fungi; Ascomycota; Pezizomycetes; Pezizales; Morchellaceae
Exons: 3
Coding region: 1-1320 (439 amino acids)
Source: RefSeq, a predicted model, not a curated record
AUGCCAGAUAUGGCAGAUUCGGACGCCAGCGCUGAGAAGGAAGUGCGUAUCUUCGAGAUCAACACAUAUAAAAAUCGAUGCCGUUGGGAGGUGGAGGAUGUGCAGAUGGCGUACUGCUUCUUCAGCGGCUUGCUGGCCGGUGAGCGCCCUAGCCAAUGCACCGGGCUUCUGUCGGAGGUAAAGAAGGCCUUGUUGAGCUCUUCCAAAUUCAAGCGAGGCGCCAAUCAGGAAGAGCUCAGCCCUGCGAAUGAUUACCUCUUUGGGGUGCUGAAGAGCCUUGCAAGGCGUACGUAUCUGAGGCAAUUCGUGAUCGAUGACAUCGAUUCUCUAAUCUCAACGGCUUUUGGUGCCGAUUUCGUCAAGGACACCGCCAUAUUCAAUCUAGUACGCAAUCGUACCCAAAACGGUAUCCACCAGAUUAAGCAUCAGACGAUUGAACGUUUUUUUGAGCACGUGCAGCAGACUCUUACCCAGGAGGGUGUAUUAUUCCGAUCUGCACGUAAUCUCGACGCAAUCAGAGACUACUACGCCAAAGCCUACAAUAUCGAGAAUCUGAUGUCGAUAUUCUACUGGGUGGAGCCCCUUGUCGAUAUCGCAAAGUCAUCCAAAAGAGUGCAAUUCAUGAUGAAGGUAAUCUACGUCAACAUGUGCACGUUUACCAAGAUGCAUAUCCACAAACCCUAUUCUGCAGAUUACAAUAGGACGGCGUUGAAUCGAUUCUGGGACCGAUUGGGUGCAUCGGCGGCGUGGGAGGGCAUUGAUUUGUCGCAUUAUCACGUCAAACCACCCAAAACCAAGCGCAAAAAGGUCAGGCACGGCAGGGACGAGGACUUUGACGAUAUUGAUGACGACACGCGCUUCUUUAUGCUUCCCGAUGACGAUUCCGGAGGUGCACCUCAACCCGAGGAUACAGGCCAAGUUUUGGUAGAUUUGGCGGGCAACGACGACGAUUGGGGAGAGGAGGUGCGGUCAGAAGUGGCGCACGAAGAAACCCCUGCACGUGCGCAGGCUCCCCGUACUUCUAAUAUUGCGCCAACUCCCGGUAUUGCGCAGACUCCUCGUGCGCCUACCCCUGCACAAGAUGUGCCUGCUGCACCAGCUACGCCUGCUGCACCAAUUCCGCCUGCUGUACCAAUUACACCUCCUAGGGCGGUUGCGCCUAGUAUUGCGCCUACCACGCCUACCACCACCACCACCACCACCACCACCACCACGACGAUUUCGCCUGGUGUUGCUCAAGCCGCAACCCUUGCACCUGCCCCUGCGCCUGGAAGGAAUACUAGAGCUCGAGGCAAAAAAGCCCCACGUGGUGCUGUUUGA